GCUACAGCACCACUGCAGUAACAGUGUCAAUCAGGAGUCCGCCCAAGGCAUGAAAUACAUAAUAGUGACCUACUUCUUAAGAGUUGAAAGUGCAUCAGUGCCGAAGCCUCGUUCCGGGAAUAAACCAUCUUCCCACGACAAGGCUUAGUGCUUACAUCAACAGUGGGCUAUGAUCAUGGUACCCUGUCUGUACCCUCAAAUCCUUCGCUGAACAGGUCGAGAUGUUUGUAAUCACGCUGCUACGCCCUAAGUUCGUCCGAACUCCCUCCGGAAGACAUAGAAUGGUGAGAUAUUAUAGCCUAUCAUAGAGAUGUCGGGUGGGAAACAUCGUGCGAACUCGGAGCCUUCGUCCGAAGAAGGAUUCCGGAGGUCGUCGAGUCUUACAUAUUUAAACCCUUCAUAAACCGCUCGAAAACACUGAAAGUUAUCUCUACUCGCAUCCAAGUCUCAAAAUGAAGGAAAAAUAUCAAAAGCCAGUCGUACUUCUGGUUCACGGUGCUUGGCAUCGACCUCUCCACUACCGUCUUCUCAUCCAAGCUUUCCAACAACAAGGCUUCAUUGUCUUAGCGCCGCCUCUUGCAAGCUCCGGGUACGAUGAUUCAGUUGACGGCAAGACAUACCACGCUGAUGUUAAGAGGAUCCACGAUGUUGUUAUGCCUUACAUCGAUCACGGGAGGACAGUGAUUGCUGUUGGUCACAGCUACGGAGCCAUUCCUCUUACCGUGGCGAUUGAGGGCCACAGUCUUGCAGAAAGAGAAGAGAAAGGCCUGCAAGGCGGCUUCAGGUCUGUGAUUUAUGUGGCUCCAACGCCAGUCUUACACAAGGGUAUUUCCAUGUUCGAAGCUGCGGGUGAGCAGCGUCAGACACCAUUCUUUCACGAUGUUUCUGACACGCGUAUGCCACUCGAGCUUGAUAGAGUCAAAGAGGCAUUCUUUUCAGAUAUCGAUCAUCGUAUCGCAGAUGACUUUAUUCCAACGCUUUGCCACCAGAGCAAAGCUCCCUUCGAAGUUCCUGUCGUUUGUACCCCAGCAGACUUGAAGAUCUCCAAGACUAUGGUCAUUUGUAAGAACGAUGCUAUCUUCUCUAGAAACAUGCUCUUGCAAGUGGCUGAUAAAUGGGGUGCUGAUACUUUGGAAAUUGAAUCUGGACAUAGUCCGCAUCUGGUGGAAGGGCACAGGAUGUGGCUCGUUGAGCUUGUGUCCCAAAAGUCGUCACCUACAAUCUUUAAAUCACUCAGUCGCCAUUGUCUCUGCGAUGGUCGCGGUCUUGCUACACGUCAAGCCUAUGCAAGUCCAUAUCAUCGAAACCGUAUGGCCGGUCAAUCGACGCUGAGUCCUCAUCUCAAAGGCGACGAGGAGAUCGAGGUUCGUCUAUAUAACAUCAAAUGCGAUGAAGCGGGUGCUUUACCGUGUUUGAAAUGCGGUAUCAACAUCUGUGAGGAAUGCCGAUGUUAUCCUCGCGCAGCCCCGCCAAGUGCAUAUCCGAAUCGCAGACCGCAUUUGAGAGGGAGUUACGAGCUUGAUAAUAUCAUGUGCUUGUGUGAGGACUGUGACGCGAAUAAUGAGAAAGAAGUGGCGGGGAAGUUCCUGAACGAAAGAUGUGAUUGUGAUAUCUACACGAGGUGGAUUUGUGUCAGAUGUGAAGAGGAGGAGCGCAAGACGGCGAGGAAGUACUUUGCGGAACGAACGCAGAUGGAGUGGGAUUGGAUCAUGAGGGAAGAUAUUGACUAUGGCGAUGAUUUUGAGCCUUCGAAGACGCUUCAUGAUCAUGCCUUUCAACGAGCUUUCUGGUGUACUUGCGGCAAGACAGUCUCGCACAGAACAGUACCACGUUGCAUCUGGUGCAAAAGGCGACAUUUGCCAGAAAGCGAAUGGUAUCAGGAACGUCAGGACAUUGGUUCAAAACAUCCUUUCUUUGAUAACGAUCCUGAUUAUCCUCGGUGGAUAAGCGACGAGAACAACAAGUAUCCAACUCCUUACCCAAGGUUAGGGUAUCGGGAAGUUGAAGAGACUUAGGUUUAGUAACAAGGUUGUUAGUCGAGCCGUUGUUUCUGUGGUUAUGGAAGUUUGAUUAUGUCCAAUGGUCAUUUAAAAGACUCAGUUGAACCUCUUCGCUUGCCUUAGAUACAGAGUUAUACAU
Messenger RNA from Fusarium redolens, 2139 nucleotides. RefSeq names its product Alpha/beta hydrolase family-domain-containing protein. The transcript has 5 exons. Bases 453 to 2015 code for a protein of 520 amino acids. Lineage: Eukaryota; Fungi; Ascomycota; Sordariomycetes; Hypocreales; Nectriaceae. The record is from RefSeq and is a predicted model, not a curated record.